CAUGUGAUUCAGCAGAGCUGUUUGGUUGAUCAUCAUCACAUGCUUCUAUCUUUCCGUCUUUUCCACGAACCUUCCCCCAAACUCAUCUUCUUUUUCCUUAUAAACCGUCAUUUCUCAGCUUAAUCUGCUUCUUUUUCAUCUUAAUUUUGUUUCAUCAGAUCUCAACUCAACAGGCUCCAUUUCCAUCCAAUGGCUGGUAUGCUGCCUGGUGUCGAAACUGCAAGGAGGAGGAGGUUACGUUCGUCGUCUGUUAUCGCUUCUGGUUUUGGAUCGAUCAGUAGUAGACUCUCUCAUGAUACCCAUUUCAUCGAUACUCUCUUCUUGCAAAGAAAUCAAUCUGAUGAUGAAGAUGACAAGUUAGGAGGAGCAGCAAAAGAAGCUAAAGAGAGGCUGAAUGGGAGGCUGAGAGGCCAUUUGAAAUCCGAAAUCAGAAGGCAAAACAGUCAAGAAAGAGUUGGAGGUGUGUGGAGAAGGUCGAAUGCUACUACUACUUCCAUGGUGAUGCAAGAUUUGCGAAUGGAGGUUUUUGGAUUGAAAAAGAGUGGAUCAAAGAGGUUUGGUUGGGGAAGAAUUGGGUCGAGUUGGAAGUCGUCGAACCAAGACGAGUGCGCAAUUUGCUUGGAUCAAUUUAAGGCAGGCGAGACGGUAACUCACUUGCCUUGCGCCCAUCGGUUCCAUUCCGAUUGCGUGUGUCCGUGGUUAGAAGACAAUGCACAAUGCCCUUGUUGUAGAAGAACAGUUUUAGGUUCUAACUGAAUGAUCAUUUUGUAAGUACAAAAGUUCAAAUUUGAUGUUUCAAAACAUCACGUGUGUCAUAAAUGAUGAGAGGAUAAUAGGGUGGGCUAAAUAGUAAAUACCUCCCGAGUAUUGCUAACGCACGUUUAUCUAAUAAUUUCCUUUUCAUAUACAUCAAUAUUAAGAGUUACUUUUUAC
This is a messenger RNA of Cynara cardunculus var. scolymus (artichoke), 933 nucleotides long. RefSeq names its product probable E3 ubiquitin-protein ligase RHY1A. Lineage: Eukaryota; Viridiplantae; Streptophyta; Magnoliopsida; Asterales; Asteraceae. The transcript is spliced from 3 exons. The record is from RefSeq and is a predicted model, not a curated record. The coding region runs from base 190 to 756 and encodes 188 amino acids.